AUGAAUCUACUGACAGAUGAUAAUUCAGAAAUACGUUGGAAACUAAGAAGUCUUCCACCUUCACACUACAUUUUCAAGAUCCAAGACUUCUCUUUGCUGUCCGAUUCAAAAGCUGAGUGCUUCGAGUCUGCUGAUUUUCAAGUUGGUGCCUAUAAAUGGAAGUUAUCUGUGUACCUUGGCGGAAAUAAGAAAAAGAAAGGCGAUGGAUACAUAUCUUUAUAUCUACUUCUGUCUGAAUCCAACGAACUUAUUUUCACUCAAGAGAUUAACGUAAAUUUCAAGCUCUUUGUUUAUGACUAUAUUCAUGACAAGUACUGGACUAUUCAAGAUGACAAAGAAAGGCGGUUUCAAGGAGUGAAAAGAGAAUGGGGAUUUGACAAACUCAUUUCAGUUGCUGAUUUCGAAGAUGAAUCCAAUGGAUACUUAUUGGACGACUGUUGCAUUUUUGGCGCUGAAAUUUUCAUUAUAGAAACUACCAGUAAAGGCGGAUGCUUGUCAAUGUUGAAGAAGCGUGCAAACAAUAAGUAUAGAUGGACUAUUGAAAAUUUUUUGGAACUGGAUCUACCGUUUGAGGAUUCAAAAGUGUUUGCCCUCCGUGGCAUUAAUUGGUAUGCACAAACUUGA
Mercurialis annua (annual mercury) is the source of this 624-nucleotide messenger RNA. RefSeq names its product ubiquitin C-terminal hydrolase 12-like. The transcript is spliced from 4 exons. Lineage: Eukaryota; Viridiplantae; Streptophyta; Magnoliopsida; Malpighiales; Euphorbiaceae. The record is from RefSeq and is a predicted model, not a curated record. Gene Ontology annotation, molecular function: protein binding. Bases 1 to 624 code for a protein of 207 amino acids.